AUGUCACUUCAGGAGAUUCUCGCUCCGAACCUGAACCGCUACACAGCGCAACCGAGUGGUCGCUACCUCUCCAAUCGUCUCGUCACCCACAAUGGCAUCACCAUCGCCAUCGCCCUGGGCAAGGCGGAGGGCGGCUCGUACUUCUUCGCGUACUCGAUUCUGAACGCCGAGGAGGAGAGUCAGGCAACCAAGGAGCAGGCCACGAAAACGGGAGCAGCGGUGGACAAGCUCGACUCGCAGUGUUGGUUCGAAAACGUAAAGAUGCUGCAGUUUCCGUCCGAGGUCAGGGUCGUUGGCGAAGAAGCGAUCCCCGUUUACGAGAUUCCGGCCGUCGAUCGCAGCAACCGCAAGGUCGUCCGCUCGCCGGACCAGACGGAAAGGUUGAACACAUGGCUCUCGUCUUCGCUGUGCCUGAUGGACCUGGACGUUUCCGACUUUCAAGUGCUCUCCGAUGGUCGAUACGUAUACCUGUUCCGCCAAGGCGCGUCAGCAGCGAAGCCAUCGCCAAACCCGUUUAUGACGGACAAGGAAUCCGGGACGCCGCCAGUGAACGGUACCUUGCUCUGUGACCGCUUCACACUCGUCGGAACGACCCUCAGCCAGCCUCUGGAGGCUCGAUACCAACGAAGCCGCCAGAAACAGAUCCCGCUCAACGAGCAGGACACGCUCGGCGUCAAAGACAUCGACGACAAGAACUUUUACGAGCCGACACACUCGCUCCGUUUCGUCCAGGACCUCGCCUACGGCCGCUUCUGCGUCCUUCGAGCCCCCACCGUCAUCAACGACGUGGCCAGGUGGCUCAUCUUUGCCUACUCUCGCAGAUCGGGUCAGAUCGAGUGUCUGACAACCGAUGUUGCUUCCGACGGCCUGUUCGACCUGCACGGCCGCGUCUACUACACGUGCGACUCGGACAAGCACCCAAAGGCGUUUGCCAACGGCCCGGGCUCUUGCACAGCCUCGAGAAGCGACAACGGCCGGACAUGCAGCGAAGCCAGAGUCCCGAUCCUGCCCAAGACGCCGGCGUCGAAGCGUGCGAUGAAGUUGAGUGGCGGGGAGGAACUUCGUCUCCGAGAAGGGAUCAACCUCUCGGGCUUGGCCGACGGCUUCACGCUCGAAGCCUGGGUGACGCCGGAGUCUUUCUGGGACGACACCGACAGCCCGACAGAAGGACCUGCUGAGGGAUCUUUCUUCUGUCUGUUUUCUCAGGCGUCUGAUGGCAGUCCCGGUGUUUAUCUGGACGAUAAACUGCGGGUUGUGCUUCGCGUGGGUCCGAAGAAUGAAUCCCUCGUUGCAUCCGACACAAGUCUCAAGGUCGACGAGUGGAAUCACGUUGCUGUUACCUACAACCCCGCUAGCCAGACGUUUGGCCUGGUCAUAAACGGCGUGGCGGCCGGUUCUGUCUCCUCUGAAGUCAAGCCAGGACAGCUCUCUAGUCUCGGCUUCCAGGCGAAGGAGCCUCAGAGUUCCUUCAGGGGUCUCCUCGACGAAGUGCGCCUCUGGAGCCGUCCACUUCAUCCGUCAACCCUCAAAGCCCACAUGUCCGGCCGCGCCACGGGCCUGGAGCCCAAUCUGGAGGCGUGUUGGCACUUUGACGAAGAAUCCGGCACGACGGCCUUUGACGCGACUCUCAACAACCGCGAACUGAGUGUUGUUCCCAUCGGAGGUGGCUCGACGCCUUCAGACGUCUGGACACGGUCUGUUGCGCCAAUGGUGGCGAGUUACGGUCUCUCGCGAACAAUCCUGCGUCUGCCUUCGGCCGUGGAGAUCAAAGGCGGGCUCGGUGCUACCGUCUACAACGAGCAAGUCGCCGUCUCAGAGCAGAAGCCCCAGACGGAAGAAGGUUCCAAGUCCAGUAUUAACGCCCAAGCGAAUCACAUGAAGCGUGGCGCGAGGGUGCUGCUGUGCUUCGUGACCGGCACAGGCAACUCGCCUCUACGUCUGGCGGUCCUCGACUUUGGUUUGCUGUCGGACGGCACACUUCCGGACACGCCGGCGUCGAUUCCUCUGCCGGCUCUGAGCAUCGCUCCCCUGGCUUCCACCAACACGAAAACCGGCCAAGUAGGAUCUCGAGUCUCGACGGCUCUCCUCUAUGUUGGGAGCCAAGGCAUGGAGAUAUUCGGCGGAAUCCUCGCCUUCGACGCCGCAGAGUGCGGAACUGAAGCGCCGUGCCCCUUCGAGUCUGCCAUGGGAACCGUCACCAUCUUCUUCAGGGCCCAGGGUCGCUGGAAUGGAGCCCUCUCGGCGCUCAAGUACAACAUAUCUCGCAGUGUUGUUGCGGCGGCCAUUCCGGCGUCGAUCCUCGGUGGACACGAAGGCUUGCUUGCGACGAGCAAGCUUCGACAGGCAAAGAACCUGGUUUUUCAGACGGAGCCGUGUCCGUGGGCUCCAGCACAUUUGGCCGUCAACCUCACGCUGACGGCGAAUAUGGCCGACGGUAAGAAGAUAGUCGAGACGUGGAAAGGCCUCCCCCCGCAGCUGGACAAGUUGUACAGCCUCCUAAACGGUACCAGCAAGGGCCAGGCAGAUACUGUUGGUGAAUUGGCUCAGCUGAAAAUAAUUGAAACAGGUGAAUACGCAAAGCAAAAGACGCCUCCAACCGAGCUCGUUCUUAGACAGGCUCUCGCCGCCCCCGUUGCGGCAGGGGCAUACCUUGGCGUCGGUAUGCGCAGCUACAUGUUAUUAGUUGACGCCAAAGCCGGAGACAAGUCUCUCGUGGCAUCGCUGUACAACGACCAGAAGCCACAAGGAAAACCGCCCGGCAAAGGUUCCGAAGUCAUAGCCAUGAGCUACGAGCACUACGCGCUGAUCACCUGCGAGGGCAAGCCCGCCGGCGACUUUACUCUCGGCUCGAGCCUUGUAGCCAUGGCUUGGUCGCCGUCUUCCGUCGUCACCGGCCAGGCUGCAAAAGCGCCGACCUCACAGAUCCAAGCACCCGGAACCAGCUUCAUCACCGGCAGCGGCCAGAGUCCGACUUUCGGCUCGCCGCCGGGCUCGACGGCCCUUCGACUCAACGGCAGCACCGUCUACUCCAUGCUCGAGGACGCGGUGGCAACAGCUCCCUGCCCUGGCAUUUGCUUCGAGAGCUGGAUGAAAGUCGAGCGCGCCUCGGACAAGACGAUUGCCGUUGCCUACACGUCGGAGCACUCGCCUCGCGCCGACGGCUCGCCCAAGGAAGAGCAGACGUUUCUGCUCGGCGUCCCGCAGCCAUCCAGCAGUAGCAUAUACGACCUUGUGGGAAACAUCAACGGCCUGCAAUUCUUCGUCAACCAACACGCGGCGCUGAAGCUUGGCCAGUGGGCACAUUUUGCCUGUUCGGCACGGAAUUCGUUUGCCCUCGAGUCCUCAUACAGUGAUUACGUCGACCUCGGCAAAGCGGCCGAGUGGAACGUCUCUGACUUCUCGCUGGCCUUUACUCUGCAGCUCAGCGAGAGCGGCUCCGGUGACCAAACCAUCCUCGUCAAGGCCGACAGCGCAUCGGGCUCUACGCCAUUACACGUCAAGGUCACGUCGAAGCGCCUGCUCCAGCUCUCGUAUUGGGCCCCGAACGAAGACGGUGCCGACCCGCGAGAGCGCAACUUCUACUCGCCGGACAAUUCGCCCUUGGUCGCGGGUCAGGCAUACAAGGUCUUCAUCUCGCGCGAGCUCGUCUUCAUAAACAGACCGAGUGCGGCCCCGAGAUCGUACCAGCGCGUCACGAUGCGUGCGUGGCGUUCGGAUGGAAGCCUUCAUAUGCAGUUGAACCCGGACACCUCGGCCAAGCUCACGGAAAGUGAGGGUGCUUCACCGAUGCGUCUAAAUUUCAACAGCGGAGCUCAUCAGACUCACGGGGCUGCGCAGGGAAAUGAGGCGCCUCUUUCCCUUGGUGGCGCGUCGUGUAUUCAAGCAGGUGGACUGCGAGGCAUCAUCGGGUCUAUCCAGCUGUACUCGUCGGCGAUUCCGACUCCCGCAUCUGCUCUGGACUUGUACGCGGCUUCUGGAAACACCAAGGGCGCCAUCGCCUCGUGGUCGUGUCGCGAUGCCGGUGGCUUCAGUCUCGUUGAUGACCUGGGCCGCAACCACGGCAAGUUCAAGGGCAACCUGCGCUGGCUCCUCAGUCCGUAUAAGCCAGACCACCAGCUCUCCGUCUUCGUCAACGGGACUCGCGUCAAGCAUGAGCAGCCAAAUGCCACUCACGGGGCCCUUCUAGCGCAGGCAGCUCCGGCAGGACCGCACCAGCUGACGCUCGGAAACGCCCUGGUGGUCGCUGGUGCCGACGAUGAUAAUCAAGGCCGCUUCCUGGGGCUUCCCGUGGACUUCUGCGGCGAGUUUGACGAGAUGCGCAUCUGGAACGUGCCGCGCACCAGGGAGAAUAUCUGCGAUUCGCUGCAUACCAGACUGACUGAGGUCCCCGCGGACAUGGCUGUCUACCUCCCGUUUGACGACGCAAACGCCGAGACGUCGCCGGGGAGUCCAGCUCAGGGUGACGAUGAUGCAAUUCUCGCCGACGCCUCAGUCAACUGCUUCCACUUGACGCCGCUCUUCGGGGCUGCGACGGCUAGAGUAGCUUCCGAGGCGCUCGUCGGUCACGAUUCUCCUUGUGUCAACCACACGCUCGGUGCCGUCGCCGGCCAGUCGCGCGGAGUCGUGACAUAUGCCGGGCCUUCGGUGGCCGAGUAUGGCGACUUACAGAUCAGUGCCAGCGGCGACAUGGAGGGCAGCUUCAAACGCGCCUACUCGUACAUCGACGACUCCGGCAAGUGGUGUCUAGUAACGGGCUUCCGCAUCGGCGCACUCAAGACGGAAUGGGUCGGCCAGGUUCAGACAUCGCCAACCCUCAUCGGCUUCAUCGAGGGCGCACCGCCUCUCCCUGUCGAUACCUUCGUCGACCCGAGCAGCCGGCCGGCGACGUCGGUCCACUUCCGCCACACCAAACGCUGCACCUACACGUACAGCUCGCGCUUCGAGCACAUCAGCGACUUUGACCUCUCGGUCGUCCGGGGCUCCGGAGCCAAGUUCCAGGUCAGCGCCGGCUUGGGCGUCGAGACCGAGACGGCCUCGGGGCAGAUCAAGGGGGCGAAUAAGACAGUCAUUGACAUCUCGGCCGGCCUGGUCAACAACGAAGUCCGGACGUCGACAACAAACGUCAACAUGGAGAUGGGCAUGCAGCUGACGGGUGUCUGGAAGGAAGACGACAAGAACCCGGCCAAGGAGACGUAUGAGCCGUCCAACACUGGUCUGGCCCUCGUCGAGAGCGAGGUCGCCGACGUCUUUGCCCUUCGGCUCCAGAUGCGCGGUCCCAUUGCGCCUCUCGUUGCCUACCAGAUGCGACCCAACCCCAACACUCCCAAGGACCGCAACCUGGUGUCGUUUGAGAUCAACCGCAGAUACACCAAGCAGGGCUGUCUCGACGGCCGCCGCGGCCUGACCAACGACCCGGACUACCCUCCCAUGUCCUCGGCGCCCAAGGACGCCUCGUACUACAAGCCCGCCGAGGCCUACGCCCUCCGCGAGCGCAUUCGGCGGGCCGAGGAGCAGCGCCAGGGCGAAUUCGACCGGCACUCGCUGCUAUACUCUACCGACCUCCCGCGACGAACGCGUCGAAACAUCUGCAACUCGUACGUCUGGACUGCCGAUGGCGGCACCUUCCAGGAGACACACUCGACGCUCGACAUGGUGCAGUCCGAGGUCGGCGGCAACCUGAACACCAAGCUCGGCGUCGGCGCCUCGUUCGACAUGGAGCUGGCCUUUGGCAACGCGCUCGCCACUGUCGACGUCGACGCCAUGUACAGCGCCCACUUCAACUUCAUGAUGGCCAAGGAGCAGACGUCGGACGAGGGAUUCGAGCUGGAUGCCGAUCCGCCACCGCCCGUCGACACCAGAUACAAAGACCCAGAGACAGGCGCGUACGUCAAGAGACCCGGCGCCGUCGACGCGUACAGGUGGAUGAGCUUCUGGCUGGAGCCCAGCGUCGAGGCCACAGACACCUUCUUCGAGCAGGUCCUCGACCCAGCCUGGCUGGAACAGUCGUCCGAGCCCAACGCAAAGCUCCUGCGCUCACUGCGCGAGGCCCUGGCCAAGGAGACGGGCAAUGCUCGCACCAAAGCCUGGCGCGUCCUGCACCGCUGUACCUACGUCAGCCGCGUGCCCGAGAAGGUCGAACAGCGCCCGGCCGCGCCGGGAAACGUCGAGCCGGAGAAGAAGUCGACGCUGCUGGCCGACGUGGCCUGCAACUGGCUUUUGCUCCAGAAGUUGGAGCCCUUUGCGCGCGGCAUCGAGUCGAGGGCGAUGCUGGCCGCUGCUUUGAAGCCACAUGUUUCGAGGCUGUUCCCGACUCUGAUCUCCCAGACGCGGCUUUAUGUCCAGGUGCUAAACUUGGUAGCGGAUUAUGUUGGGCUUGCUUGA
Molecule: messenger RNA, 6381 nt
Organism: Ilyonectria robusta
Lineage: Eukaryota; Fungi; Ascomycota; Sordariomycetes; Hypocreales; Nectriaceae
Exons: 3
Coding region: 1-6381 (2126 amino acids)
Source: RefSeq, a predicted model, not a curated record